Molecule: messenger RNA, 2225 nt
Organism: Syngnathoides biaculeatus (alligator pipefish)
Lineage: Eukaryota; Metazoa; Chordata; Actinopteri; Syngnathiformes; Syngnathidae
Gene: batf
Product: basic leucine zipper transcription factor, ATF-like
Exons: 3
Coding region: 414-782 (122 amino acids)
Biological process (GO): regulation of transcription by RNA polymerase II
Cellular component (GO): nucleus
Molecular function (GO): RNA polymerase II cis-regulatory region sequence-specific DNA binding; DNA-binding transcription factor activity, RNA polymerase II-specific
Source: RefSeq, a predicted model, not a curated record
GAAGAAGAAGAAGAAGAGAGAGAGAAAGAAAGAGAGGAAGGGCAAUCCCCGAGCUGUUCUUUUCACAAUAUCGCAACUGACAGCAGAGAAACUUUCUCGACACGUGUGCGCGUGUCUUGUUUUCUGGACUUUUCACGGUUACCUGCGAACUUUCCACAGCACUCCUUCGACCUGCCCCCCCCCCCCACCUUCGGCCUCCUUCUGCUCUUUUACCAGAAACCGCAUCAGAAGAGAGAGAGAGAGAGAGUGAAAGAGGGCGGGCUGAGAGAAAAGAGGCGAGCGAAGAAGCGUCCGCCUCUCCCUCGUCGGUGCCGGGCGGGUUUCCUUUCCGACCUCUCUCCGCCAAGUCCGUCCAGACUCGGGGGGCUUUGGAGGCUGCUGCCCCCCCCCCCCCCCCCCCCACAGGCGCGGCCAUGGCUCAGGGCUCGGACGGCAACGACGCCAGCUACCGCUCGCCGUCACCUGCAGGCCGGCAGAGCUCGUCGGACCACAUGAAGAAGGAGAUGCGGCGCGAGAAGAACCGCAUCGCGGCCCAGAAGAGCCGAAUGCGGCAAACUCAGAAGGCCGACAGCCUCCACCUGGCGCCGUGGAGAAUGGCCGGCCGGAGGCGAACUUGUCGCUCCUCCGAAGUCCUGGACUUUCCCUGGGGACUCCGCUUCCAUUUUCGCUGUUGCCAAGUGCCCGAGUCUCAGCCUCCCCUUUUUUGCAUAACGCUACCUGACCAUGUGGCGAUGUGUCACGGCUUCUGUCGAGCGCCACGCUUGGACGCCGCUCGUGAAUAAAUUAGCGCGUGUGGGCACGAGCCGGCAUCCAGCACCUCCCUUGCAAACUGCGGCUAGCUGAAAGCGAGCGAGGAUGUGAGCGCGAGCACAGCAGGUUUCGACUGAGUUCACGGUUUUUCUUCGGCCCGACGGAAGAUUAGCGGGACGCGUGAGCGUUUCACUAAAAGCAGGCAUCGAUGGUUUUGUUUGUUAAACGGUCGAGUCUACUGUUUGGGGGGCUUUGGACUGCACCCAAGGAUGGCGCAGGCCGACUGGAUAGAUAACUAAAACGAAAUAUCAGCGACAACUGAUCAAGCGGCUCACCUUUCUGUCGACUGUUUGACACCUCAAGCGAGCGGUUUCAACGUUGGCGGCGACGCGACCGACGUUUGCUCGGCAGCGCCCCCUCGACCUCGACGAGGGCCGUGCAGUGGCUGGAUUGUCAAAGGCGACAAAAUAACACAAUGCGAAAGGAAACAAUAUUUUUAAAAAUUCCAAAAAUGAACAAGGGGAGGCAAAAAGUACGAUUGGUUGAUUGCUACGCAAAAUAAUGAGAGCAGCAACGAUUUUUUUGAAUUUUUUAAAAAUGUAAAAUAAAAAUCGAAGCAAGAACAAUCACAACAAGAAGUGAGGAGCAACAAAUAUAAUAUCAAUAAAAGUAUCCUGUAGAAUGACACUUGACAUCAAAAAAUGAUCUGAAAUAAUGUUGUAUGGAAAAAAAGGGGCCGUUUGAUAAAAGUGACGUUAGCCUUUGUAGCCCGGUCGGUUUUGGGCCCCCCCCCCCCCCACUGUGCCCUUUGACUGCUCCUCUCACCAAUGAAACAGGAAAGCGUCGUUUGGUAGUUUCCCCCUCGAUGACGCCGUGGAGGCUUCCUGUCAGCUCUGAAGGAUUUUCUUGACGUUACGUCACGAGGCGGGCGCGGUAACUUCUUGUAAAAGCACCUAUUUGGUUACGUGACGCACACGCCGGGGAUUUGCCCGCAGACGAGCGAUAAAACGAUGACCUUUUUGCUACCGCCUCAGCGGCAGAUUGACGCCGCCCCCGCCCGCUACUCCCACUCACCGACCUCAAAUCGCUUCGUGGGGUUUUUUUCCCCUCUUUUUUUUUUUUUUUGUAAAUGUUUCUGUGGGAAAUGUGCAAAUGUUGGGUAUUUUGCAGUCUUUUUGUCCUGCUUUUCAAAUGAAAUGAAAGUCUGAUGACCAACUGUCUUCUUCUUUUUUUUGGGGGCGAUUUGAGAGCCGCCAAGGUCCUCUUGGACUCGAGUGCAAAAAGCGUCAAUAUGAGAGAGAGGGAGCGAGUAGCGGGAAAGGUCGGCGCUGUGCCAUCAUUUGCGCUGUCGUGAAAUUUGAUGGGAAACAAACCAGCAACUGCGAGAUUGAAGCUCGGCUUCCGCCUUCUUAUUAAUUUUUCUUGCCACCGUCUUCUGUACACGGACGUCAAGCAACUGGGAGGCACGGAAGCGU